Salvelinus fontinalis (brook trout) is the source of this 1650-nucleotide messenger RNA. Its product is annotated as heart- and neural crest derivatives-expressed protein 1-like. Gene Ontology annotation, molecular function: DNA-binding transcription factor activity, RNA polymerase II-specific; RNA polymerase II transcription regulatory region sequence-specific DNA binding; protein dimerization activity. The record is from RefSeq and is a predicted model, not a curated record. The transcript is spliced from 2 exons. Bases 400 to 969 code for a protein of 189 amino acids. Gene Ontology annotation, biological process: heart development; regulation of transcription by RNA polymerase II. NCBI's taxonomy places the organism in Eukaryota, Metazoa, Chordata, Actinopteri, Salmoniformes, Salmonidae.
AGGCCCCGCACCUUCAGUAGGGUCAAAUUUCUUGCGCAAAUGAGAGCAAUCCCACGAAAAAGAAGUGCUCUCCAGAUUGUCAAAACCUAUCCGGAUUAUACUACUUCACUUUACACGUAAUUUUUCUAGCCUUAUCAGAAUGACAACGACGGUUAUUCAACAAACUUGACACUUUUUUGUUUUUUAGGAGAAACGUUUGUACAAGUGUGUUGCUUGCUUGUCUUAUGUGUUUGUAUUUGUUAUAGUGAAGGUAUUCCUAUGUCGAUUUGGAGCAUCGUUCGCUAAUGUCACUUUCCCCUGAUCACUAUAGCUUUGGUCAGUGACGAGUGUUACCAACCUCAAGACUCCAAAAGACCUGCUGGGACCUGAGGAGAUUUUGUUUUUGAUCUAUUUUCCAAAAUGAACCUUAUUGGGAGCUACCAGCAUCAUCAUCUGAUGCACGAGACCUUUCCAUUCGUCCAGAGGUGUCAUCAAGAUAACCCGUACUUCCAAAGCUGGGUGGUGAACCACGGCGAAGUCCCUCCUGAUUUCCAGAUCCAGUCGCCGUACUCCACGGAGUUUGGGGCUCAGGGUCCGUCUCACGACAGCCAGCUGGACGCUCCCUCAGCGCGCACUGGGAAGAGGAGAGCCUCGGGGCCGAAGAAGGAGCGGAGGAGGACCGAGAGCAUCAACACUGCGUUCGCCGAACUGAGAGAAUGUAUACCAAACGUACCGGCAGACACGAAACUGUCCAAAAUUAAAACGUUACGACUAGCAACAAGUUACAUUGCCUACCUAAUGGACGUGUUGGCUAAAGACACUGGAGAGACCGAGGGAUUCAAUGCCGAAAUCAAGAAAUAUGAUAACAGAGAUUUGAAACGGAAACGGGAAACGAACGAGGACCUGCAAGAGUCAUUAGGAAACGAGAAAAAGUUCAAAGGGCGGACAGGUUGGCCUCAGCAAGUCUGGGCUUUGGAAUUGAACCAGUGACUGUUCUGACCCCACUGAGCAGAGCAGCAGCAGAAACCCACGCAGACUCCGUAUUCAAGCACUUCGCUGCAAGGAAUACAACCACUUAAUAUACACAUCUAUAGGCCUUCUACGUGCAAUGUUCAAAUUCAAACACGGUAGACAUUGGUGAAAUGCAAUAUUAUGCAAAUGAUUCAAAAAAUACCUGGAUACCUUUUCUUUGUCAUUUGUAUUCUUUGAUAGAAUAUAAUUGAAAGUUAGGCUAUAUAGCUUAGAAUAAAUAUGUUUGGUUGUGGAUAGGCCACAAUACUGAACGGAGAGACUGACACGGUGGGAUGUGUGUUGGUGCUUCUUUAUUCUUUACGCGGCAAUCAAUGUUCAGCACUGUUUUUUUAUGCUAUGCAUUGUCUUGUUAUAAUAGUGUCGACUUGUCGUGUUUAUGUCUUGUAAAUAUUUGUUGGGAAUCUACCUCAAAUUAACGUAUCUGUCCCUUUGAAAUAGAAAACAAUUACAUUUAGAGAAGUGCAGGAUAAAUAUCUGUUAAAAAAACAACAAAAAAGGCACGUAAUUCCAAAGGACACAGGUGGUUAACUAUUAGACUGUAUAUUUGAAUCUGACGAAAUUGUUGUCUUUGUGUGGAAUUGGAUGUAAAAUUAUAUUAAUAGAUGACUUAAUAAAUGAAUUACAUAAUUAAUCACACAA